CUAAAAUCCAGUGAAGGGAAAAGGGCUACUACAGUUACAAGUCUGUAAGAGCGGCUAGUUGCAGAGCCUCUUCUGGCAAGUUCCACGGAGACACAGCACAACAAAAUUCUCAAUAAAUAAUAAAGAAGAAGCAAACGGGCUCAGACAACAAGCUUUAUGGAUGACAUGAACAACAGGUGUGGACAGCAGGAGAUGAGAACUGAGAUAUUUGGAACACCAGCCAUAAAAUUAACACAGGCACUGAAAAGGGCAGAAAAGUUCACCAAGGGAAAAAAGAUGCGUCAGGCCCACCGAGAACGGAUUCGCUGUGUAGCCCUCACGAGAAUUAUCUAUGGAAAGGGGCACUGGAGGCUGGCCCAAGCACUUGCCAACCUUGCUCACAGCUAUCUGAUGCUUCUAGGUUUUCCUGUUCAGGCUGUGCAGCAUGCAAAUUCAGCCAAAGGUACAAUCUUAAUUGGUGGAAGGCCCCCUCAAGUUCCUGCAGAAGAAAUGAAGCAGAUUUUGAGCACUCUUCUGACAAUAUACUAUACUUUGGGUGUAGCACACUGGAUGCAGAAAAAUGGCAAAGAGUCUCUGUUCAAUCUGGAAAAGGCAGAAUGUGUCAUGAAAGAACUGCAGCAGACAGAGUUGGAAGAGACUACAGAACAGAAAAUCUCUGAGGAAGACCUGGCUGCUGCGUUGGGCAGGGCAUGUUUGCUGCAAAACAAGCCAUUGAUGGCAACGAGGCACUUUGAGAAGGCAAUUUCUGCUGUAAUUUCAGCUAGAGGAGAGAUGGCUCCAGAGUUAAUCGAUCUUUAUCAGGAAACAGCCCACAUUGAACAAGUGAAGAAAAAUCACAAAAAAUCCAUAGAAUAUUUAUUGCAGAAUGCUACUCUCAGGGCCCAUUGUGUCGUAUUGACUGUGCACACGAAAUUCAGCCCUCAAGCGGCAUCCGCAGCAUUACUCCUGGGCAAGGCUUAUGCUGCGAGCGGGGAACAAAAGGAUGCAGAGAUGGCUGAAAUGUAUUUCAACGAGAGUCUUCUGGCCUGCAAAGCUGCACUGGGGUCAGGCCAUUCUCAGACAAUCAAUGCCUUGGAAGAAUUCAGUAAAUGGCUUGUACAUAUGGGGAAGAGAGAGCAAGCCUAUGACCUACUUCAAGAGUCAUUUAUGUCCCAGCCAGAUCUGUGUAGCGACUUCAGUGAAAAGGCAGCUGAAAGAUUUUAUAUUAUGGGUGGGAUCUGCCUAGCAGAACAGAAGGUGAAGGAAGGUUACCAGUGGCUCAGUAAGGCACUGGAUGCAUCCAACCAAGGUUUCUGCUUCCAAAUAAGGGAGGAAGUGGGGAGGGCCUUUCUUGACCAUACACACAAAAGCCAUGUGAUCAGAGGCUGUACUAUGGAGAGGAAUGGGUCCAGAAUCCAGAUUGAGUUUAAAAAGCUGGAUGAAUCCGACUUCAUUUCCUCUUACAGAAACUGAUUUCAACUAAAAGAAAUACAUUUCUUUGUCCAAUGAAGAGAAUGAACAUAUUACCCUCUAACCUGAAUAAAAGCGUUUGC
Eublepharis macularius is the source of this 1532-nucleotide messenger RNA. RefSeq names its product tetratricopeptide repeat domain 23 like (gene TTC23L). The transcript is spliced from 12 exons. The coding region runs from base 157 to 1452 and encodes 431 amino acids. NCBI's taxonomy places the organism in Eukaryota, Metazoa, Chordata, Lepidosauria, Squamata, Eublepharidae. Gene Ontology annotation, molecular function: protein binding. The record is from RefSeq and is a predicted model, not a curated record.